UUAAGAUUUGAUUCUGAUUUUUACCACAAUAAACUAUUUACAUUUAUAUAUGUAUAUUAACAUUUGAGGUACUGCAUAUUUUGCUAUCGAUGUUGUAUAAUAUAUACUUUUAUUUUAAUAUAUUUGUACUUUCUAGUAAAAUGUGAUGUUUUAUUACUUAUAGCAAAAAGCACAACCCGCUUCUGCAUUUGUCAUUGAAUAAAAAUAUAUCGUAUGGGCGAUGAUCAUGUGACUGCUUACCUAUUACAGCGGCAGCAGCAUGGUUGCAUUUUUAUCCAUACUUGUUAGAACAUGACAGAUAUGGUGAUAGAUAAUAAAAAUGCGAUCAGUUUAGUAUUAACAGCACUUAAAUUGAGCCCCACGAUUGAUGAUUGAUGUUGUCAACGUUUUAUUCAAACAAACUUAAAUCAAGGUAUUGGGGCUACUCUAAUCCAUAAAUAGAAGUCUCUACAGCUGUAAAUAUUUGAAGUCGCGGGUGUUCAUCCAGUUAUUUUUACACGCAGGCACGCUCCUUGCUUAGCACGCGACAUAUUCAAAUAAGUCCCGACAUUUGUUAGAGAAGGUUCACAACAUCUGAAGAUAAUAGGAAAUAUUUUAGUGCUCCCGAUUCAAAAUUAGGCCAAUAGGGCGAAAGUUCGCUGAACUUGCGCGUGCGCAAAACAUCUAAAAAUAUAGUGUUGUUAAUGACCGUUUGGCGAAGUAUUUGAACUCUCCCUUGUUUCCUGUCGGAUGAGCCAUAGAUCGUGUCUGGACAUUGUAGAGGGAAGUGUGGUGUGAAACUGGGACUGUUUUUUGUAAUAUUGUGAAAUGACACGAGGUCCAACCAUAGUUCGUGUUGCGCCGGGCGGCGGCGGCGAGCGUGGCAUCAAAUGUUGUUGUUGCCGCUGCUGUGAGUGCCUCAACCUGGGCUACCUCACUUCGCAACAUGGAUUGAUAAAACUUGCUGAAGCGAUGCUAGGCGGAUUGUGCCAGAGCUUGCUAGUGAAGUACGGCAUGUCGGCAGCUGGCACGCUCGGCUCGGCCUUCCACGGGUUCCUCACCACCGCCUCGGCCUGCCUGCUCACCACCGCGUUGCUCAUCGCCUGCUACGUGCUUUCAUCUAACUCGCAGCACCUCAUCAAACAGUCGGUGUUUGAAUGCUUGUUCAACGCGACGGCCUGCUUCCUGUACCUGUCUGCUUCAUCGUACAUGGGUGUGGCGGUGAACCUCUACCUCUACCCGCAAUACGCCGUCAUCAGCAUGUACUCUGCCUACCCAGCUAUGACUGCAGUCUAUGUACGCAUAUUCUGCAUCAACUAUGGACUUACCUUAGGGCCACCCCACACUAGCGUCAUUAAAGCGUCGGCGUCUGGUCAGCGCUAUGGAAAAUGGCGUUGCUGCGCAGUUGCCUCAACACUGCGUUGAGCAGCGGCCAUAGAGUUGACUACACGCCGACGCUCGGGAGACGCUAGUGUGGGGUAGCUCUUAACUUUCGUCCUUCUUGUCUUUGCACUGCUGUACUACUAGUACUUUUGCUUGUCCUAAGGCCGCGGACUGGACGCAAGCGGCAAGCGGCGCGUCGAGCGGCAAAUCAAGGCCAUUCAUACAUUGCGCUCGGCCAAAUGUAUGAACGACCUUGAUGUACCGCUCGCCGCUUGCGUCCAGUCCGCGGCCUCAAAGUGGGCGUAGGUAAUCGUAGUUUAUUUUACAAACGUGACGGCCAUAUGACUUAUCACAGUGCGAAUGCGUAUAGUUGAUAUUGGAUGGUUACCUCGUGAUGUUUUCCUAUAGCCAACAGCCUGUGGUAGUGGUAAUUUUUCUUCACAUAUAUACAACAUAUAGUUCCUGGUUCCCUAUAUUUAUUAUACCUACUGAAAUAUAUGUAAUAUCUUUGUUUAUUGACUUCAAUUACCCAUAGAUUUUUUUGUGUAUUUUAUGGCU
This is a messenger RNA of Cydia pomonella (codling moth), 1920 nucleotides long. RefSeq names its product protein singles bar (gene sing). Gene Ontology annotation, cellular component: membrane. Lineage: Eukaryota; Metazoa; Arthropoda; Insecta; Lepidoptera; Tortricidae. The record is from RefSeq and is a predicted model, not a curated record. The transcript has 3 exons. Bases 808 to 1404 code for a protein of 198 amino acids.